Molecule: messenger RNA, 2607 nt
Organism: Camponotus floridanus (Florida carpenter ant)
Lineage: Eukaryota; Metazoa; Arthropoda; Insecta; Hymenoptera; Formicidae
Exons: 10
Coding region: 460-2229 (589 amino acids)
Molecular function (GO): zinc ion binding
Source: RefSeq, a predicted model, not a curated record
GAUCGAAAUUAGGUGAACUCUCGAGUGAGGAAUUUAUCAUCGAAAAGAAAUUGGAAGCUGGACGAAAUGCUUAAUAAGAAAAAAGUUUCUUCAUUUUUCAUUCGACGUAAUUGUUCGGACACGAUUGAUUUUUGAUAAACUACAUCUCUGAAGAAUUGAGGUCGAUACGUAACUUGACGCGACGUUUCGCUGCGCAGAACAAGCAAGUGACCAGUGACCAACACCAACAAUGACCAGUGACCGACAGUGACAGCUGACUAAUGUAACGCGACACUCGUCCUCGCGUCAUUCCGUACGCUUGUACUUAGUUUGUACUCACGGCAAGGCCUGCACAAUAUAUACGCACAUAAUAUUGAUUGAUAUUAAUGGGGAAGAAACCCAUUUUCCCGAUAGGAAGAACUAAUUUCUACUAUUAAGUAAGUUGUAUCAGAGCAAUUGCUCUGUAUCUGUAUAGCGAUCAUGGAACAAAUGAUUGCAAUAAGUAGACAAAAUCCAUUAUCUAUAUUGGUUAAAUUUGGUAUGAUGGCUUGGAAUAACAGUUGUGGGAUUGAAAAUUGUUCUGGUCAUGGAGAAUGCCACAAUGGAACUUGUUUAUGCGAGAUUCAAUUUGAUGGACCAGAAUGCCAUAUUCCAAAUCUAAGCUAUUAUGUUGCUUUUGCUACAAUCUUUUUUUUAUUAGCCUUUGUUUGUUUGAUACAACUUGUCAUGUGUAUUGUCGCUGAAUGGCAAAGAAUGAAGGCACCAUCAUUUUUGAGAGCAUGUAGGGUUACUACUCAAAAAGUGUUAUACUUUGUGGUUUUUCUUGCAUCAAUUAUACGAGGCGCAUAUUUCACAUCACCGACUGCUUUUAAAGAAGGCUGGUCCAGAUCUUUACUGUCAGCAUAUUAUCCAUUGCUUUUAAGUGGAUCAUCAUUGAUUGUUUGUUUUUGGGCUGAGGUAUUUCAUCUUAGAGACAUUCGAUGGGACAAACCUCAGUUUUUAUCAAAAUCUUUUCUGGCUUUUGUUGUCUUCAACAUAAUAACAUAUUCCCUUCUAUUAGCAGAAUUUAUUACAGCUCAAACAUAUUCACAACAAGAUCAAAGUUUCUAUACACAUGUAUUCAAUGGCUGUUAUGCAGUGCUCCUGUUCAUUGUAGUGGUUUUAUUCUUGAUAUAUGGAGUAGAAGUAUUUUUCAAGGUUCGUGGUGGAUUCUUAAAUGAAUAUCGAGUCGCUUCCAUUGCAACAAAUAAACGUACAGCUGAUGAAGCAAAGAUCCAGGCUGAGGAUCAAGUGACAGCAAAAUUAUUUGAUCCAAUUCCAUCUACAUCUACGACAGAGCCUUUACAUAUGCAACAAGUGAAUACAUCCCAAUUACAUCAAUCAAGAUUUGGAUUACUUUCUCAAGCCUUUAUGUUGUUCAUAAUUGUUGGUUUUCUAUUCAGUGAGACUCUCAGUGAAUUUUGGAAAACAAAAGUGCCAUUGUACAGCAGGAAUUGGCAUGAUGUUGUAUUUCGUGUUAUUGAAGUUGGUGUAGCGCUGUGGUUUCCCUGUGUUUUAUGGAACUGCAUGAGUCCGGAACAAUUAUGGAUUCUAAAUCCGAAGCGUAUAUUGAAAAGAUUGGAUCUGGAUCAGGGAAAACAUAUAAAAGAAAUUGAAUUGCAAGAAAAGAAUGCAUCUCAAGAUACUGCAUUUCUUCCCACAGAUGGGACAUCGAUUAAUAGCAAGGAUUGUUGGAUUUGUUAUGACAAUGACAGACAAGAUGCUGGUCCACUAAUACAACCAUGCCAUUGUAGGGGUGAUGUAAGUGCUGUACAUCAUGAUUGCCUACGUCGUUGGCUCGUCGAGAGUUCUGUUAAUGCUGACAGCCUUAUUUGUAAAGUUUGCAAUACAAAGUACAAUGUUGAACAUGCCAGUCGAUUAGAUUGGCAAAAUAGUUUAACUCCACGCCAUUGUUUGCAAACUAUCGCUAUUGUUACUACGAUGUGUGCGUCUUCUGCUGCUGCAUGGGUAGUUAUUCAACUUGUAGAAGGACCCAUUAUCAGAAUGUUCGCAGCCGGAACCGCAUUAUUGAUUAUGUAUGUCUGCAUAAGAUUUUUGAGUUUGAACACUGUUGUAGCGUAUCAACGAGCUAAAAUCUCGUCGCUAAAUAUUGUUAACAGUGAUAGUGAGAAUAGUGGGACUGCACAUGUUACGACAAUAAGUCACACAAUUUCUGUGGACUUAACGAAAUCGGAUAUGGCUACAAUAUAAUCUAUACUUGCCAUUGCAUUACAAAACAUAGGUAUGCUUCCUGCUUGAAAUAAAUUCAAGAUAGGAAAAUUAAAUAAUAAUGUGUAGAUGUGCAUGUUUGGUUUUAUAAGUAUAAACAUAUAUACAUAUAAUGACUAUAAUUAAGACACAGUACGCUUUCAAUCAGAAUUUUCAUAUACUUUUUGUAAAAUAAUAAAAUUAUUUUACAAAAUGUAGAGAAAAUACUAAAAAAAAUGUACUAUGUUACAUUUCAUUGAAGGAUAAAACAGUUGCCAAACUUUUAUAUUUUAUGUUUCCUUAUUAUUUGAUUAUAUUUCUAAAUGUAUAAAAUGCAAACUAAGUUUGGAUGUAUAGAGAUCCCAUAUUUUACAUUAUAUA